AUGGCUAUCCAAAAAAAGCAUGGAAAAGGGCGUCUCGACAAAUGGUACCGGCUUGCGAAGGAGAAAGGAUACAGAGCUCGGGCUGCCUUCAAGCUUAUAGAGCUCAACAAGAAGUAUGGCUUCCUCGAGCAGAGCAAGGUCGUCCUGGAUCUUUGCGCAGCACCGGGGUCUUGGAUGCAGGUCGCCAGCGAGACGAUGGGCAGCGGGAAAAUUAUUAUUGGUGUCGAUCUUGAUCCUAUCAAACCAAUUCGAGGAACUAUAGGCCUACAGGGCGACAUCACGUCAGAGACCACCCGACAGGCCAUCCGACAACACUUGAAGACAUGGAAAGCAGAUACUGUGCUACACGAUGGUGCUCCCAACGUUGGAACAGCCUGGGUCCAAGACUCGUUCAACCAAGCAGAGCUUGUUUUAAAGUCGUUGGCACUAGCUACGGAAUUUUUACUUGUUGGUGGAACCUUCGUAACGAAGGUGUUUCGAAGUAAAGAGUAUAAUCCAUUACUCUGGGUUUUCCAGCAACUCUUCACUAAGGUAGAAGCAACAAAACCAAAAUCUUCAAGAGCACGUAGCGUCGUGUGUCGUGGGUAUAAAGCGCCUAAACGACUGGACAAAAGGCUCCUCGAUCCUCACUAUGUUUUUGCAGAGCUAUCCGGCCCGAACGCAAACAACGAGGCCAAAGUUUAUAACCCCGAGGUUAAGAAGCGCAAGAGAGAUGGUUACGAGGAGGGCGACUAUACACAGUUCAAGGAGAUGCCGGCCUCGGAAUUUAUCCAAACAGAAGAUCCAAUUGCAGUCCUAGGCUCGUACAAUAAGCUCACUUUGCAGCAACCACUCAAUGGGGAUGUUGCUUUGGCUGCGCUGGAUAAACUUCCCGAGACAACAGACGAAAUCCGAAAUUGCUGUUCUGAUCUGCGAGUACUGGGACGCAAAGACUUCAAGCUUCUCCUCAAAUGGCGUCUACGCGUUCGUUCCAUUUUCGGAUUGAGGACCAAGGAAACCAAGGAGACGAUGGCAGCCGAGGACCCUGAGGAGGUGGCCGAGGUUGAGUCAAUGGAUGAAGAGCUCAAGAUUCAGGAAGAACUACAAAACAUGAAAGACCGAGAAAACUCUAAACGGAAACGAGAGAAGCGAAAGGAGAAUGAGCGAAAGCAACGGGAGAUUGUGCGUAUGCAACUCAACAUGACCGCACCCAUGGACAUAGGCCUAGAGGAAUCUGGCCCCAUUGGUGAGGGAGCCAUGUUUUCACUCAAGAAAGUCGACAAGACAGACGCCAUGCGAAGAUUGAAUCGUGGCAAGAUGAUUGUUCCCACCCAAGCGACCCAGAAGGAGGCCGACAGUGGCUUUGGCUCUUCAGGAGAGACGGACGAUGAGAGUGACCCCGAAGAGGAUCGCCUGGAACGAGAGCUCGAGUCCAUGUACGACCAGUAUAAGGAGCGCAAGGCUGAGGUUGACGCGAAGUACCGAGCGAAAAAGGCCCGUAAGAAUUUUGGUGAUGAUGAGUGGGAUGGCCUGUCUGGCGAGGAAGCGGAUGAGAAAGAUGACUCUUCGGAGCUUGAGGAGGACGAUUCCUCUUCCGACGAAGAAGACGAAGCUCCUACAGAGGGACUCAUCCGCGAUCUGGAUUCUUCAAAGGGAGCAAACGGCUUAUCGAAGCGAGCAACGGCCUUUUUCAACCAAGACAUCUUCUCGGGCAUAAGCGGAAUCCUACCUGAGCAGGAAGAUGCUGCUGAGGACAGUGCGGAUGAAGAAGUCAACCGAGAUGCAGCAGCUAUCAUGGCCCAACAAGCGAAGAAUCGCAAAGCUGAGGCUUCUGCUAAGCCUACUAAGACCGAAGCGACCAAAGCUGACUCUGAUUCCGAGAUGGACGACAACGAGGAUGGUUUUGAGGUUGUAAAGCGAAAUGAGGAUGACGAUUGGGACAAGGACACCCGAAGAGCCGAUGGAAGACCCGAUAUUGAUAUCAUCACGGCUGAGGCUAUGACACUCGCCCAUGCCCUUGCGACAGGCCAGAAGACAACACAUGAUGCUAUUGAUGACGGCUUCAACAAGUACGCCUUCCGCGACCGCGAUGGUCUACCAGAUUGGUUUGUCGAGGAUGAAUCACGGCAUGACAAGCUCCAGAAACCCAUCAGCAAGGCUGCUGCGCAGGCGAUCAAGGAGAAGAUGCGAGCUUUCAAUGCUCGCCCCAUCAAGAAGGUGCGCGAGGCCAAGGCUCGCAAGAAGUUCAAGGCUGCACAAAGGCUGGAGAAGCUCAAGAAGAAGUCAGAGUUGCUCAACAACGACGAAAACAUGACAGAGAAGGAGAAGGCUGAUAGCAUCUCACGCCUUAUCUCGAAAGCAGCAAAGAAGCCCAAGAAGCAACAGGCCAAGCUCGUUGUCGCCCGCGGUCUCAACCGGGGCAUCAAGGGCCGUCCUAAGGGAAUUAAGGGUAGAUAUCGUAUCGUUGAUCCGCGCAUGAAGAAGGAAUUGCGAGCGCAGAAGAGGAUUUCCAAGAGGAAGAAAUAA
Fusarium redolens is the source of this 2505-nucleotide messenger RNA. Its product is annotated as Spb1 C-terminal domain-containing protein. Gene Ontology annotation, molecular function: rRNA (uridine-2'-O-ribose)-methyltransferase activity; rRNA (guanine) methyltransferase activity. Bases 1 to 2505 code for a protein of 834 amino acids. The record is from RefSeq and is a predicted model, not a curated record. The transcript has 6 exons. Gene Ontology annotation, biological process: rRNA methylation; maturation of 5.8S rRNA from tricistronic rRNA transcript (SSU-rRNA, 5.8S rRNA, LSU-rRNA); maturation of LSU-rRNA from tricistronic rRNA transcript (SSU-rRNA, 5.8S rRNA, LSU-rRNA). Gene Ontology annotation, cellular component: preribosome, large subunit precursor; nucleolus; nucleus. NCBI's taxonomy places the organism in Eukaryota, Fungi, Ascomycota, Sordariomycetes, Hypocreales, Nectriaceae.